Messenger RNA from Carassius auratus (goldfish), 1819 nucleotides. RefSeq names its product integrator complex subunit 3 homolog. Lineage: Eukaryota; Metazoa; Chordata; Actinopteri; Cypriniformes; Cyprinidae. The record is from RefSeq and is a predicted model, not a curated record. The coding region runs from base 585 to 1619 and encodes 344 amino acids. The transcript is spliced from 5 exons.
UAGCCACUGUCUUUAAUUAACUUUUUUUGGUUUGCUUUGAAUGUUUAAAUCAAAACAAAAGUUCAGAAGAUUUGGUCCAAGAGGUAUGUUUUGUGCUCGAGUCCAAAAUUAGAGCUCCAGCUGUUUCUAAAGGAGUAAAGGUUUAAUUUUGUGUGGCGCCUCUAAAGACAGGGGUGCUUAUGCUAUCAUCUCCUGAACACACACAUCUGAGCAAUUUUUCAAACCAGACAGCGGAGAUGUUGAAAUUAUGUAGAGCUGAAGCAAUGACUUCUCGACCCUGUACCAAAAACAUGCCUGAGGGAUCAGAUUUACAACAUGUCACAUACAUAAUAGAUCCCUUAAUGGUGUGAUUUAUACCAUAAGAUCAAUCAAAUGAAAGUUGUAAAAGUUCUGACUAGUUUUCAUAAUAGCCUACUAGUAAAAUCUAUGUAGGUCACUGAGACAAAAUAAUGAAAAAUGCUAGUCAGUCCUUAGGGAACAUAUUAAUAAUGCGUAAGUGUACGUAUACAUUUUGCAAGUUUUUGAACUCAAGAUUUUCAGACAAGGCCCACAAAAUAGGUGACAUUGUUUUGAGUAAUUAAAAAAUGUCUGUAAAAAUGAAUGGGAGUACAAGGAGGAGGAGGGAGCGUCUUGAUCUUCACAACCAAUCAAAUGUAAGCAUGCAGUUGCUAGCACUGAGUCCAGUAUUUAAAUGUUUUACCAUUCUCCUGUCUGAAGAGAGACCAAAGAUGAGACAGAAGGUGACGUCUGUGCUGUGCAUUUAUGGGGCUCUGCACUGCUUGGUAGUUCUACCAGUGUCGCAGGCCACAUCCCUAGCAAAAGUUUCCAAAGACAAAGCAUCUAAUCCAGCUGUCAGCAUUGACUCUGAACAGGCCCAUGAUUUUCUGGCACAUGCACGCCCAAGGAGAACAGCUAACCCCAACUGGUAUCACAAAAAUCCAGACUUUCAGUCCUACUAUCGUUAUUACAGCAGUAUUGGGCACAUUGAAGGGCUCUAUGAGAUAGACAGAAUUCGAAUGCUUUACCAGCAGAUGCGGCAUCUGGAGCUCACGUAUGGCCCUGAUGCAUCCAAAUUCCAGAAUGCACUCGGUCUUCAACUAAAAUCGACACCUCCACCCACAACCCAGCCUCCACCUCCUACUUUACCACCUGUCUCCAAGAUGGAAGUUAUGCACCUGUGUAAUUUAAAAGACCCCCAAUGCAAGCCACAUAUCGUUUACCUGCCCACUGGUGGCGUACCUGUACUUUGUGAUCCACGUUACCACCCAAACUGUAAACUAAGCUCUGUCCAGGAGUCUCCCCCUGUAACUGCCUCAGAGCCAGUGACGUCUGCUCCUCCACCACCUCCACAAAAAUCUACUCUUCCACCACCCCCUCCUUCAAUGAUGAUGAAAGAAAUGGAGUAUGACUGUGAUCCUUACUGGGACCCUGACUGCCUAAUAGACAAUCCUCCCAGGCCAGUUACCAUACUCAAACCAUCACCAGCAUUUGCUGCUGAGAAGGUGAAAAAGGAAACGGGGAACAAAGUAACCCUAGACGCUCCGGUUCCAACAUAUGACCCAUAUGACUUCAAUCAAGAUCUAUAUGAUCCCUUCCGCCAUGCAGCUCCGGCUCCCUGAUUUAAAAUUAAGUCAAAUCAGUCAAAAAAUAUUAAUCUUAAUAAUUUACCCCUACAUUGAUGGUUCCUUAUCUAAUUGAUGUAAAAAAAAAAUUAUAAGAUAAAGUUCAUAUUUUACAUUAAAUACAUUAAACCAUGGCCUUGUGUAUAAUAUGUAGCUAGAUAUGUAUUUAAACAAAUAUUGAGGCCAGAAUAAAGAAU